AAUAAAAAUCUUACCAGAGAGAGAGUGUUUGUGAAUUGGCAACGACUUCGAAUGGGGAGUUGCGAAUAAAGCGAAGAUAGGAAAAGUGCUGCAAAGGAUGUGGUGUGUGUUCAUUUAAUCGUGGAAUCGGUGGUGAUAGAAAUCGUCGAAUGCUAUCUGUGUUGCAAUGAAGGAGGACCCGGAGAACGAUAAAGACAAAGACGCGAGGAUUUGGGGAGCUUUACUCUUCGGCUUAAUUGGCGCCACCUUCACUACCUUUGCGGUCGGUCCGCUGCGGAGGAGUGUUGAUUGGUGCUAUGUUCAGCUAACGAGGACACAGUCACAUAAAGGACACAGAAGUGGGUCGUUCCGAACAUCAUUUCAAGAAGAGGCUUGGAGGAGGCACAAUAAGCGACUGCAAGAGGAGUACGAGGAGGAGAUGGAAAGAGUGGAGCGAAUAAGGCGUAUGCAAAGCGUGUUUAACAGAGAAAGGAACAAGUAUAAAAGAAGCUACGAGAGCUGGAGGGAAAACGGUCAUGGUGCAUAUCAUCAGCAUUACCAGAGAGAUGAUUGGUACUGGAAGACUGAUACAUCCUUUAGAGAUCGGAGGACCAAUUAUCGAGAAACUCCAAGAGAGACUGGAAACUAUGCAUUAUCACAUCACUACUCAAUUUUGGGUCUUGACAGGUUUAGAAAAGCACCAUAUUCAGAUGCUGAGAUUAAGACAGCAUUUAGAACUAAGGCAAAGGAGUAUCAUCCUGAUCAAAACCAGGAUAAUAUUCAGGCUGCUGAGGCGAAGUUCAAGGAAGUGUUGACUUCAUACGAGGCCAUAAAAAACGAAAGAAGAAACUAGAUCUGUUCAACUAUCCUGGGACCCGAAAGGAUGCGAGGUAUUCGAAAAGGAUUACUAAAGUUCCUCAUUACUUCAUUGACAUAUCAUCCGGCUAAAAUAUAGUUGCUACGUGAUUAAAUUUUCUGCAAUGACUAGAGAAUUAGAUAAUGGUGUUUUUAUUUAUUUUUUUUCAAAAUCAAAUAUAAGGUUAUGUAUUGAAUAUUUAGCAUUCCAACCACAUAUAGUGCCCCUGUAAUGUGGUCUCAUUAGAUUCGAGGGGGUUCUGCUAGGCCAUUAAUUCACUUCAUGUACGCAAUUGGAGACCUUCAAAGUAACCAAACUGUAAGUGCAUUAUUAUUACUACUAUGCAUAGCACACGUUCCAUGCAGUAUCCCUGUCAAUCACUGAUGCUGCAUUUAAUGUUUAGUCACAUCACUAACACUUGGUUUGACGACCCAUUCAUCAUCCUAUUUUAACAAGGCCAAGUUUUAUCGUUUUGGAA
Messenger RNA from Vigna angularis (adzuki bean), 1313 nucleotides. RefSeq lists its product as uncharacterized. Bases 167 to 832 code for a protein of 221 amino acids. The transcript has 7 exons. The record is from RefSeq and is a predicted model, not a curated record. Lineage: Eukaryota; Viridiplantae; Streptophyta; Magnoliopsida; Fabales; Fabaceae.